Staurois parvus is the source of this 1326-nucleotide messenger RNA. Lineage: Eukaryota; Metazoa; Chordata; Amphibia; Anura; Ranidae. The record is from the annotation of a GenBank genome assembly.
AUGUGGGAUCAGGGAGGACAGCCUUGGCAGCAAUGGCCACUGAAUCAGCAGCAGUGGAUGGAAUCAUUUCAGCAUCAACAAGAUCCAAGUCAAAUAGAUUGGGCAGCAUUAGCCCAAGCUUGGAUCGCUCAGCGUGAAGCUACAGGUCAAGGAGUGGUGGAGCCGCAAGGCAUGAUUCCCAAUGGGCAGGAUCUACCACCUCCAGUUCCACAGAUGGAACCUGUUCCCAACAACCAUAAUUUUCCAAAUGAUCCAAAUUUUAAUCGAAUGUGGCAGCCAGAGUGGGGUGGAAUGCAUCAUCAACCACCUCCACACCAUCCUCCUCCAGAACAGCCAUGGAUACCUCCUGUCCCUGGACCUAUGGAUAUUGUCCCCCCAUCUGAAGAUAGUAAUAGUCAGGACAGUGGUGAUUUUUCCAAUGAUAAUAGACACAUGUUUAACCAGAACAAUCAUAACUUUGGCGGACCACCUGAAAACUUCCCCAUGGGGCCAGGGAAUCAAUAUGAUUACCAGCAUGGUUCCAGUGGAUAUGGGCCCCCUCAAGGUGGUUUUCAUCCACCAUACUGGCAGCAAGGCCCUCCUGGUCCUCCCGGUCCACCUGCUCCACCUCCAAAUAGAAGAGAAAGACCUUCCUUCAGAGAGAGGCAACGCUCACCUGUGCCAAUACCACCCAAACAAGAGCCCCUGCAAAUUGAUGCUGUCAAACGCAGAACUUUGCCUGCAUGGAUUCGAGAAGGAUUAGAGAAAAUGGAAAGAGAAAAAACAAAAGAAGUUGGAACGCGAGCGAAUGGAGCAGCAGCGUGCUCAAAUGAAGCAAGAACAGAAGAGUCAAGAUGCUGAGGAGGGUGAUGGUCCUCGUUUACCUUUGAAAAGCAAAUUUGACAGUGAUGAUGAAGAAGAGGAAGAUGAUGAGAAUGAAGAGGACAGAGUUAGUUCGAAAGUUAGCCGGAGUCCUUCCCCAGCUCCACAGGAAGAGAACAGUGAGUCAGAAUUAACUGAAGAGGAGAGGGCUUAUCAAAUGAUGAUUUUGACAAAAAUGCUGCUAACAGAAAUUCUUUUGGAUGUCACAAACGAAGAAAUUUUUAUAAUGUGGCAAAAGAGACCCAUCGUAAAGCAACCAAAGGUAGCCAUUUUGUUUAUAAUGCAUGGCUUUUUAUGUAUAAUUGGCUUGUGUUGAAGGAGAUUAUUCUCCCUGUAAAACCAUUAUUUCAUUUAGGCACAUUUCAUGUAACUAGAAGUUGGACAGAUUUACAUGUGUUGCCUAUAUUGUGUUUUAGUAGUUUUAGUACAUUACAUCUUCUUAAACCUGUGCAGAACCUUUUAUAA